ACCGAGCUGUUGACGCGCUGUUCACCGGAGCCGCUGACCGGAGCAGCACGAGUUAAAGAGACGCGAUGGACGCGGACAGACUGGCGGAGCUGCAGCUGACGCGCGCGGAGAUGCGGCGGAUCGGCGAGGCGCUGCAGGACCGGCGCUUCCGCGAGUUACUGACCCAAUAUGUGGAGGAGAUCUCGAGCCCCGAGAACCGGCGCCGCUACGAGGAGGAGAUCCGGCGGCUGGAGGAGGAGCGCGGCGCGGCGGUGCAGUUCAUUCACCCGACGCCGCAUCACGUGCUGAAGGGCCGCGGCCCGAGCGGGAAGUGCUUCAUCAACAUCUGCUCCGAUCAGCUGAUCGAGAAACCGCGCAGCGAGGCGGCCACCGACGACCGCGGGAGAUCCGGCCACAGCUGGCGGAUCCCGUACAGCCUGACUCCCGGCCGAGCGGGCAGAGACGCCGCCGGGGCGCCGUGCGUGCUGUUCGACGCGGUGUUUCACCCGGACGCGCUGCUGAUGGCGGAGAAUAACGCGCGGUUCAUGACGCUGAUCCACCGCACGGCGACCGGCGGCAUCCAGGACAACUUCCGCAUCCGGCUGGAGCACGUGACGCGGCUGAAGAUGAUGAAGUAUAAAGGAGAACCGCAACCCACCAUGAUCCGCAGGCCGAACCCGGGCCAGACAGAGGCUGCAGACCGCGGCCCACAGCAGCCCACCGACCCACAGCAGACCACCGGCCCACAGCAGCCAACUGACACACAGCAGACCACCGGCCCACAGCAGCCAACUGACACACAGCAGCCAACUGACACACAGCAGCCCACCGACCCACAGCAGACCACCGGCACACAGCAGACUACCGACCCACAGCAGACCACCGGCCCACAGCAGCCUACUGACCCACAGCAGACCACUGACCCACAGCAGUCCACUGACCCACAUCAGCCCACCGGCCCACAUCAGCCCACCGACCCACAGCAGACUACUGACCCACCCCCCACUGCCCCGCAGUACCGCCUGAAGUACCGCUCUGUGCUGGACCUGCAGGACUACCGCUGCUGCAGAGACUCGGGGUCUGCGGGCCGGCCCACCGCCAUCAUCAUCGAGGUGGAGGUUCCCCGGCUGAGGAGCGCACAGGAGGCGGAGCUGCGGGUGGAGGAGCGGCGGCUGCUGGAGGCCCCGACGGCGGAGUACAGGCUGGAGCUGCCGCUGGCCUACCCGGUGGAGGAGGAGCGGGCGGAGGCGCAGUUCAACCACACCCACAGACUGCUGACCGUCACCCUGCCGGUGCUGAAGAGGAGGAGGGUGGAGGAGGAGGAGAGGAGGGCGGAGGAGGAGGAGAGUAGGAAAGGUGGAGACGAAGAUGGAGAGCUUCACCCAGACUGUGGUCCUGACCCACCAAUGAUGGAGCUGCAGACUGAAGACACACACACUCCUCCUGCAGACACACACACUCCUCCUGCAGAUACACACACUCCUCCUGCAGACACACACACUCCCGCUGCAGAAACUGGAGCUGGUCUCGGCAGCGGUGCGGCUCUGCUCUCCUCUUCUAAUGUCAUCAGUGUGUGUGGAGCAGAUGUUCAUCAGCAGCUGGAGGAGCCAGGAGACCCUUCAGCACACACUGACCCAGCACACACUCACCCAGCAGACACUGACCCAGCAGACACUGACCCAGCACACACUGACCCAGCACACACUGACCCAGCAGACACUGACCCAGCACACACUGACCCAGCACACACUGACCCAGAGAUGGAGAGCCGCAUUGCUGGUCUGCACCUCCAGAACACUCUGUGCUUCCAGUUGGACUGAGGAGGAAAUCAGCAGAGGGAGGGAGUGUGUGUGUGUGUGUGUGUGUGUGUGUGUGUGAGUGAGUGUGUGAGUGAGUGAGUGUGUGAGUGAGUGAGUGAGAGAGAGAGUGUGUGUGUGUGUUUGAGUGAGUGAGUGUGUGUGUGUGAGUGUGUGUGUGAGUGUGAGUGAGUGAGAGAGAGUGUGUGUGUGAGUGUGUGUGUGAGUGAGUGUGUGUGUGUACUCUUGUUGUCUUCUCUUUCGUUCAGAAUGUUGUAACGGUAGCACGGAAACAGUGUAAACACAGGGCUUGACUGAAAUAAAACACACACACACACA
Danio rerio (zebrafish) is the source of this 2114-nucleotide messenger RNA. The record is from RefSeq. NCBI's taxonomy places the organism in Eukaryota, Metazoa, Chordata, Actinopteri, Cypriniformes, Danionidae.